AUGAUCUCUUCCAACGACUCCUCUAAUCUCUCGACUUCGCCAAAGUCACUCUCAAUACAUGCUUCUUCAUCCCCUCUAAAUGAAAAACCAUGGAUUCAGCAACAAUUUAUUACUCCACCUACCACGCCUUUACCAUUCCCUCCACCUCUCACUCGGGAGAUGUUUGCAAUCGACAAUUUCGAUGCCGACACUUUUCUAGCAAACAGACGACAUUUAACCCUCGAUGAGCUGAAGCGCGAACUGAAUGGACAUUUAAAGAGUUUAAAGAACGUACUUGUUGAACUGAUCAACAAAGAUUACUCGAGCUUUGUCGACCUCUCGACAAAUUUGAAGGGGGUAGACAAGGUUAUUGAGGAGAUUGCUAGUCCAUUGGUGAAGAUAAGAGAGCAAGUCCAGGGAGUUAGAUCGACUAUGCAACAAGUAGUGAAUGAAUUGGAGAGCAAAUUAGCGCUUCGAGCUUCAAUCAGAGAGAAGAAAGCCGCAUUGCAACUGCUCAUCAAUAUCCACGAAUCGGUGAGAAAGGUUGAGGUGCUCUUGUUGAUUAACAGUGAGAAUGGGUCAUCUUUAUUGUCGGACAAUGGAAGCGGAGGCAACGCGAAGCAGAUUGAGAGAGUAGCAGUAGAGUUUAACCAGAUGCAAUAUUUGGUAAACAGAGGUCAAGGUUUAGCGUUCGUUGAAAAUAUUGACUGGCGGAUUAAAAGAAUUAAAGAAACUCUGCGUACAAAUCUCACUGCUGCUCUUCGAUCGGCUUUACAAGGCAUAAAGAACAAUUCUAAUUAUGCGUCUUCCAGAGACACUCUAACCCAGAUUCUCAGAACUUAUGCUUUGAUAGACCAGACAGCAGCAGCCGAAGAGGUGAUUAGGGAGGAACUUGUGGCUCCAUUUGUUGCUGAGACAGCCAGUAAACAAUUUCUUGAGAAUCCACUUACGUCGACUCCUUCGGUUAUGCCCUCAACUUUAUCCUUCCCAGCUGCUAAAGUUCUCGUUUCAUCAAAAGAGCCGCUUGCUAUAAUGUAUAGCAAGAUACUGAGUUUCAUUAGUAAUGAUUGUUAUGUACUCAUUGAAAUCACUAAGAAAGUUCUCAAGAGUACUAGUUACGAGAUUCUAGUAAAUUCUGUGUGGACUGAAGUUGUGGACACAAUAUUAAAGAAAUUGGGUGUAAUAUUUAAUGCCGGAAAUCCGAAUACAUUUCACAAGAAUUACACAAUAUCAAUGGGUUUUGUCUCGGGUGUUGAAAGCAUGUGCUCUUCGAAGAAAUCUCUGUUAUAUCUGAGAAAUCAUAAUUCAUAUGUUGAAUAUAUGAAGAGAUGGCAACUUGCUGUAUACUUUCAGUUGAGAUUCAGAGAGAUUUCAAUUCAAGUUGAGGAUGUUCUCGGUUCAGGGUUGGAAUUGAGUGCGACUGGGUUUUCGAAUUCUGCCGUAUUCAAGUUUCCUGCCAGUAGGACUAUCAUGGCAGCCAUCCAAAGAUGUUGGGCAGAUGAUAUUUUUAUAUACGGCUUAUCGCAUCGGUUUUGGAAAUUGACUCUACAGCUGCUACAACGUUAUAAACACUGGAUAUUGAAUGCUAUAAACGAAUUGAAUGAUGCAAAUUUAAACAAGAAUAACAAGGAUAACACAUCAAGUGCUGUAAUUGCAGAUGCUACAGAUGAACAGCUCUUACGAUUGCUCACAGCAGUUGCGUUCGAUAUUGAGAAUAUACACGAUAAGGUCAAAUUAUUCUAUGGUGACACAAUUCUUCUCAAACUUCCAACAUUAAUGGCUGAUGAGCCUAUUAUCGAAGACUCUAUAACAUCUCCCUUAAUAACACUCAGAGAUACUCUUCUUCCCGAUCUCACCAACCAGAUAACAACGAUACUGACAAAGCAAUGCUCAGAAAUUCUCCAUCAUGUCCGGAGCAUUACCCAACAAUACAGACAUACAAACAAGAAAGCCCCUACCGAAGCUAGUGAUUUUGUUCCGCAUAUAAUGAAGCCACUGGUUACAUAUACGGUUGCGAAUAAAGCGAUAUUAACCGAGAAGACAAGAAAGACAGGGAGUUUAAUUGUUGCUGAAGCUGUUGCUACGAGGUUACUAUGGAUACUCAAAUAUUGCAAUCGUGCAAGCGAACUACUGACAUCGCUAAAAAAAACCGAAGAAGCAUUAAAACGCCUGAAGAAAGGAAAAUCAGCUAAAGCAACUGCUACUAAUACGUUGUUUUCAUCAUUCCUGAGCGAUGACUCUGGAAUGAGUGAUGAGGAUAAGAUAAGAUUGCAGAUUUUGUUAGAUGUCAAACAAUUUGGAAAAGAGUUGAUGAACUUGGAAAUCGACCCAGAACAACUUGAAGGAUACAAUGAACUGUACAAACUUGUUGAGCCAUUUGGUAAAUACAACACGUCUUGA
Paraglomus brasilianum is the source of this 2379-nucleotide messenger RNA. Lineage: Eukaryota; Fungi; Glomeromycota; Glomeromycetes; Paraglomerales; Paraglomeraceae. The record is from the annotation of a GenBank genome assembly.